Molecule: messenger RNA, 2913 nt
Organism: Ooceraea biroi (clonal raider ant)
Lineage: Eukaryota; Metazoa; Arthropoda; Insecta; Hymenoptera; Formicidae
Gene: Trhn
Product: tryptophan hydroxylase
Biological process (GO): serotonin biosynthetic process; aromatic amino acid metabolic process
Cellular component (GO): neuron projection
Molecular function (GO): iron ion binding; tryptophan 5-monooxygenase activity
Source: RefSeq, a predicted model, not a curated record
CGGUCCCUCCCUCGCGUUAUCCUCCCCCGCGAGGAGCUCCAGUGACGUCACCCGCGAGGAAUAUAUUCCGGGACCGGCAGCGCUUGCACCACCGUUAAACUGGGUGAACCGAACGCUCGUCUUCAACCCCAUGAAAAGUUUCACCCGACCAAUGGGAAUCGCCGGCGGCGUCGUGCGCCGCCCAAUCAUGGCGAGAUCGUCAUUGAGGAGAACGAGCGCGGACGGGGGAGACCGAGGUCUUAAGAGAACCCUGUCAAGGAUGGUACCGACACACUGUUGCUUGCGCCCUUAAAGACAGUGAGUCGCCAAUCGGUUGGCGAACGUCGCGCGACACCCUAAAAAAAUUCGUUUCACCGAUACGGAAAUUAUCUGACGAACGAAUCUCACCCGGUGUUUUCUUCUUCCCCCGCGUUAGACUGUUCGCCGAAGGUCAUCAUGAGUGGAUCGGGAAAGAGCCUCCUCGGGGUCUGGUUGUACAAGAGAGGCCAGAACUGGGCCGUCAAAGAGGGAAGUCCGCUGCACAAGCCCCACGAUGUACGUCAUCGCGUACCCGAAGAAAGUUUGGAUGAUAGAGCGAGAAGAAAUUUGAUCCCCAUGGAAGAGAAUAAUAAAGGCAAUGAUAACAAGAAUUCUGUGAUAUUCUCCCUGAAGAAUCAAGUCGGUGGAUUGGCUCGAGCGCUUCAAGUAUUUCAGGACUUGGGUAUAAACGUGGUGCACAUCGAGUCGCGGAAAUCUCUGCGCCGCGGGUCCGAGUACGACAUCCUCGUGGACGUCGAAUGCGACUCAAAGCGGAUGGAACAACUGAUGAAGAUGCUGAGCCGUGAGGUAGCGGCUAUCAAUCUCGCUCAUUACGAGCAAAUCGGAACUAUACCGCACGCGCCUUCCCUCUCUGCCGCGGCCAGCUUCGAUUUCAGCGAGGUGGACAUGCCCUGGUUCCCGCGGAAGAUAUCGGAUCUCGAUAGGGCGCAGAAGGUUCUCAUGUACGGGUCGGAAUUGGACGCGGAUCAUCCCGGCUUCAAAGAUCCCGUGUACCGCAAACGUCGUGAGAAAUUCGCCGAGAUCGCCAACAGUUACAGAUAUGGACAACCGAUACCGAGGGUGCAGUACACGCCGGAGGAGAUCAGUACCUGGGGAACCGUUUUUCGCGAGCUUCACCAACUUUAUCAAAAAUUCGCGUGUAAGGAGUACUUGGAGAACUGGCCGAGAUUGGUCAAGUAUUGCGGAUACAGAGAAGACAAUAUACCGCAAUUGCAGGACAUAAACGUUUUCCUAAAGCGAACAACGGGAUUUCAACUGCGUCCGGUCGCGGGUUACCUCACGCCGCGAGAUUUUCUCUCCGGGCUCGCCUUUCGAGUGUUCCACUGCACCCAAUACAUCCGACACUCGUCCGAUCCAUUUUACACGCCAGAACCGGAUUGCUGUCACGAGCUGCUGGGCCAUAUGCCGCUGCUUGCCAACCCGAGUUUCGCGCAAUUCUCCCAAGAACUUGGUCUGGCUUCCCUCGGCGCGUCGGACGAGGACAUUGACAAACUGGCCACCCUGUACUUUUUUACGGUGGAAUUCGGAUUGUGCAAGCAGGACGGUAUGUUUCGCGUUUACGGGGCCGGCUUGCUGUCGUCGGUGGCGGAGUUGAAACACGCGGUGUCCGCGCCCGAGAAAACCAUGCGAUUCGAACCGGACGUCACUUGCAAGCAGGAGUGCAUCAUCACCGCGUUCCAAAACGCGUACUACUACACUGACAGUAUAGAUGAAGCGAAGGAGAAGAUGAGAGCAUUCGCUAAUCAGAUUCAACGUCCGUUCGGAAUACGUUACAAUCCGUAUACCCAGUCGGUGGAGGUGCUGACAGACGCUCAGAAAAUUACCGCCGUAGUGAGCGAGCUGCGAGGCGAUCUCUGCAUAGUAUCAAACGCUCUCCGGAAGAUCCACGAGCAGGAUGAUACCGUCGACGUUGAGAGGAUAACGAGCCUGCUGACGCAGGGCAUCGAGAUGCCGCAGGACAGCUCGUCCUCAGACAGCGACCAGCAGGACGACAGUCCCAAUGCCGAAGAGGUGCAUCCUCAAGAGGAUCAGCAAUCGCUCAAUGACGAUAAAGACGCAGUCGUUAUGGGAGAUUAAGCAUGGUUCAUUGCGGAACCUCCAAAAUCGACAUGAGGCGGAUCAGAAGCGGAUUCCACCCCGCCCCGUUUGACGAAAGAUUGUCUUUUUAACCCGGAAACGCUCACCCGGGGUGAUUCUCUCACCCCAGUGUCGAAAAGGUGAAGUUACAGUAAUCUUCUUUAUCGAUCGAGAUUUUUUGGUUUCUCCUUAUUAAAAAAGAAAAAUACAUUUUUGGGAAAACCAAUAAAUUAUAAAAUAAUAAAAUAUAAAUUAUAAAAUAAAUUAUAUAAAUUCUAAAAUAAAUUAUGAAACAAUCAAGAAUAUGCAAUACGUAAUUAAUAGCAAUGACUUUUAAUUGAGGUGUAAAAAUCACCCCAUAUAAAAAAAUGGGGUAAGCGUUUCCGGGUUAAUUGAACGUGUCUCCUGUGCAAAGGUAGCGCGUCGUCUCUCAAUGUCGAGUAGACGAUGUAGAUCGAUUUAUCAUUUUUCCUUCAUUCCUUUCACUGUUAAUACAUGUAAAAAUAUCGAUAAUAAUUAUUAGCUGACACAGGCGUGUGAGAGAUAUUGAAUUGAUUUAAAACAUCAAGCGUUGAAAGAAAAUAUACGCAACGAUAUCGAGUAUCGUAAACAUCGUUCUAUCUUUCUCUCUCUCUCGACGAGCAAAAAAUGAUUUGAUUCGAUCUGGAUAAUUAUGUUAGAUAAUGUUUAGCGUGCUACUUCGGCUUUCGCUCUAUCGUAUGUACAAGCAGAAUGUUAACUAGAAUGCUACUCGAUGUAUCGUUAUUGAAUCAAGAAUAAAUGUAGCUGUAACAAGAA